Molecule: messenger RNA, 3290 nt
Organism: Platichthys flesus (European flounder)
Lineage: Eukaryota; Metazoa; Chordata; Actinopteri; Pleuronectiformes; Pleuronectidae
Gene: opcml
Product: opioid binding protein/cell adhesion molecule-like
Exons: 7
Coding region: 444-1475 (343 amino acids)
Cellular component (GO): neuron projection
Source: RefSeq, a predicted model, not a curated record
UUCAACCUCUUGCUUUAAGGCAAAAAAAAGGAACGAGAACACCGCGGGAGGAAAGAAAAGAAAAAGACAGAGGGAGACCUCGCUGAAGCAUUUGUGCCACAGCAUCCAUUUCGCUGCGAGGAGCGUGUGAAGCGCAGGGGACGGUGCGCAUUUGUCUCUCAGCCACGGCGCUUCUCUCCUCUCUCCUCUCUCCUCCGAACUCAGUUUCCUCGAGCGGCUGACGGGCGGAAGACACGUCCCCCUCCUCCCCUGCAUUCAUCCACAAGGACCGCAUUUCAUAACAAGCCUAUUUACUUGGAGCCACACCGCGGUUCCAGUCGCACACACCGCAUCUUUGCAUGUGGAGGGGGAUUUGCGCUGCACGGCUCAAGGCGCAAAAAGGGGGGGGAUAUCAGACGCUUCAAGUUUUCCUGGAAGUUGCGCAUUGACAGAAAAAAAACAACAUGGGAAUUUGUGGCCAUUUCACGGUGCCCGGGAAAAGCCUUGUGGUCCUCGGACUUAAAUUGUUAUGCCUUGUACCUGCAGGAGUUCCAGCCAGGAGCGGGGAUUCUGUAUUAAAGGACAACAUCACCGUCAGACAGGGGGACAGCGCCGUCUUAAAAUGCAACGUGGACAGUAAAGUAUCCCGAGUGGCAUGGCUCAAUCGAACCACCAUUCUGUUCGCAGGAACUGAGAAGUGGUCCCUGGACCCCCGGGUCAUCCUGAUGGAAAACACAGCCAUCACAGAGUACAGCAUCAAGAUCCAAAAUGUUGACAUCCACGACGAAGGGCCCUACGUCUGCUCCAUCCUCACAAACAAGAAACCAAAAUCCACAAAAGUGCAUCUCAUCGUUCAAGUACCCGCCAAGAUCACCAACAUAUCAAAGGACAUCACAGUGAACGAGGGCAGCAACGUUAAUCUCAUGUGUCUGGCAUUGGGUCGACCUGAGGCCAGCAUCAUAUGGAAGCACCAUUCACCAAGAGGCACCCAUGCAUUUGUGACGGAGGAAGAAAACCUGGAGCUGACAACCAUCACCAAAGAGCAGUCAGGGACAUAUGAGUGCAUCGCUUCGAAUGACAUCUCGAGCCCCGAUGUCAGGACAGUGCAAGUCACCGUCAACUAUCCACCCUUCAUUUCUAACUCGAGGAGUGCAGGUACUCCAGUUGGACAGAAAGGAGUCCUGCAGUGUGAAGCCUCUGCGGUCCCGAGGGCUGAUUUUGAGUGGUACAAAGAAGACCGCAGGCUCUUCCAUGGCCUAAAUGGGGUUAAGAUUGAGAAUCAAGGUAAACAGUCAAUGCUCGUCUUUUUCAACGUCUCAGAAGAGGACUAUGGAAACUACACCUGCGUUGCCAUGAACACCAUGGGAAUCACUAAUGCAAGCAUAAUCCUUUAUGGUCCCAGUGCAAUCCAUGAUGUGAACGGUGAUGCAGUGUUGCCCGGUCGCUCCGUUUGCCUCCUGCUGAGUGUCACCUUACUCCACCUCCUGAAGUUCUGAUGUGAGAUUGAAAACCUUUGAGCUUCUCUCAGCAUCAAACAGCGAGAACAGACUAUUAGUCCAAUUAGAAGAAUGGAAAUCAAAGAGCGACAGUGGUCCACUUUUAGUUAUCUCGAUUUUUUAUUUUUCUUUUUGGCUUUGCAACAGAGUCUGCUCUCUGUCAGCUCGCGUCUGAGGAAGUGAAAAUGUUGAAUCAUACACUAAUUUGAUGAUGGUAGAAAUACUGAGUUUGUGUCUCCCCAAACCUUUUUGUAUGUGGAAAGGAAAAAAAAAAAAAAUAUAUAUAUAUAUGUAACUGGCGAUAGUUGACUGUUUAUUGCCCAAUAUUGAAGUGAACAUUCAGAUUAUGAUUAUUGUGUCACGUCCUGUUCAAUAUCUGUACAAUACCAUUAAGCUUUUUUUAAGUAAACAACAAAAAGGGGAAAAAUGCAAUGUGAUUGUGAAAUUUUACUGUAUUUUUACAGUUGUAUGCAAAACAGAAUAGAUCAUUCUUGAUAAACAGUUGAUUUCUCAGGCAACGUCCUUCAUCAUAGACCAUCUGACUUUAUAUUUUUGUUGUAGUGUUUGUAGAAAAUGUACAAAUGUGUACAGAUAAUUCCUGCACUGUUGUUUUUUUUCUGCAAAAGGCAUACACUUAUCAAUUGGCAUUUCUGAAACUCCUAAUCCCAGUGUCAUAGCAGCUUCAUGGCAUAUUCAUGGUGAAAGUCUUAAAGCGUUUCCCGCUUAACAUUUUUGUGAUGUUUCAUUUAGGGCGCGAGUGGUUGAGCUGCCUCAUUUUCUCCAGUCACAAUUAAUUUAUAUGAAGUUAAACUGUUCAACUGCCGGUAGUGAGGAUGCAUCAGUGAAGUCUCAUUAAAGUAGGUGGUCUAAUUAUCAACAUGGCACUGAUCUGACUUAUUAUUAAGUGGUGCUGUUGAUUUUAAGUUGAGGAGAACUAAAUUUAAUUUGUAAAUUAUGCAUUAGUAUACUUUUGUUAUUCAGAGGUCAUUGUUUAACACUGCAACUUAAACAAUUGUAUAGUUAUAAUAUAAUUUACCAUGGCUUAAAAAGUUAUGUAUAAAGAUCUGCAAAAAACUCAUUCAUAUUUAACAUAUGAGCCUUGAAAGUAAGUUCCUCAGGCAGCCACAGUGGUUCAGUGGACUUUUAUGCAAUUGAGGCCUUUUUGUUAGGUUUGCAGAGCCAGACAGGUUGCAGCUGAUCAAACAUCAUUAUUGAUUAUUUGUUUUUGUUAAUAUAUCUCUUCAAAUCCUUAGAUUAAAGUAUCAACUACCAAUCAGUUAGAACUUGCGAAGUUAAUAAAUAAAAAUACACAAUAGUAAAUAUUUUUCCCCAGGAAGUAUUUAUUUAUUAUUCAUAUCUGUAUAACCUUUUUUUAACUAAAAAAAUAACUAAUUGUUAUUGCUACUAAUUGUGUGGCUAUGCAAAUGAAAGUAUGCACCGCACUACGCAACUAUAAUGACAAUAGUCUAACUCUGACAAGACUUCAAGCAAACAUUUAUCACUAUUCGUUUAUUAUACAGAAAAAAGUCUUUAAUCAUAUUUCUCAACCGAGUAUACAUUUUUUUUUAAAUUUUCCUGUGAAGUGGUGAAGUAGCUGGAUAAACUAUUUUAUCCAUUUAGAACCUCUUUUUUUGUAAAAUAGGCUUGUGGAGCCGAGGAGUGUUUUGGUAGUAUCAAAUCGAAUCAAAAAUAAAAAUCGUGCACUGCUCCAUUUAAGCCACAGUUGAUACAAACACGAAUAUUUUGUGAGUGACAGUACAGUAAAACCAAUUCAAAUGAAAGUUCCUUGUAGCUGCUAUGAGCCCCCCCCCCCCC